Myotis lucifugus (little brown bat) is the source of this 1411-nucleotide messenger RNA. It is a transcript of the gene ST6GALNAC5, whose product is annotated as ST6 N-acetylgalactosaminide alpha-2,6-sialyltransferase 5. Gene Ontology annotation, biological process: ganglioside biosynthetic process; oligosaccharide metabolic process. Gene Ontology annotation, molecular function: alpha-N-acetylgalactosaminide alpha-2,6-sialyltransferase activity. The record is from RefSeq and is a predicted model, not a curated record. NCBI's taxonomy places the organism in Eukaryota, Metazoa, Chordata, Mammalia, Chiroptera, Vespertilionidae. The transcript is spliced from 5 exons. Bases 107 to 1123 code for a protein of 338 amino acids.
UCAAAUCAGAGCCGCCCGCGCCCCGUCACCCAUCAUGGAAAUCCUUCAAGAAAAAGUGGCUCCGGACGCAUGUGCCUGAGGAUUCCGUACAAAAGAGGUGCCCAAAAUGAAGACCCUGAUGCGCCAUGGUCUGGCAGUGUGUUUAGCGCUCACCACCAUGUGCACCAGCUUGUUGCUCGUGUACAGCAGCCUCGGCGGCCAGAAGGACCGGCCCGCCCAGCAGCCGCAGCAGCAGCAGCAACAGCAGCGGCAGCAGGCGGCAGCGGCGACCGGCAGCGCGCAGCCGUCGGCGGAGAGCAGCGCCCCGUCGCGCCCCGGGCCCCCCGCAGGACCGCGACCGCUGGACGGAUACCUUGGCGUAGCGGACCACAAGCCCCUGAAGAUGCACUGCAGGGACUGUGCCCUGGUGACAAGCUCGGGACAUCUGCUGCGCAGCCAGCAAGGCCCGCAGAUCGACCAGACCGAGUGUGUCAUCCGCAUGAAUGACGCCCCCACGCGCGGCUACGGGCGCGACGUGGGCAAUCGCACCAGCCUGAGGGUCAUCGCCCAUUCCAGCAUCCAGAGGAUCCUCCGCAACCGCCACGACCUGCUCAACGUGAGCCAGGGCACGGUGUUCAUCUUCUGGGGCCCCAGCAGCUACAUGCGGCGGGACGGCAAGGGCCAGGUGUACAACAACCUGCACCUGCUGAGCCAGGUGCUGCCCCGGCUGAAGGCCUUCAUGAUCACGCGCCACAAGAUGCUGCAGUUUGAUGAGCUCUUCAAGCGGGAGACUGGCAAAGACAGGAAGAUCUCCAACACCUGGCUCAGCACUGGCUGGUUCACAAUGACCAUCGCACUGGAGCUCUGCGACAGGAUCAACGUGUACGGCAUGGUGCCCCCGGACUUCUGCAGGGAUCCCAACCACCCUUCAGUCCCUUAUCACUAUUAUGAACCUUUCGGACCAGAUGAAUGUACAAUGUACCUGUCCCAUGAGCGAGGGCGGAAGGGCAGUCAUCACCGCUUCAUCACGGAGAAACGAGUCUUUAAGAACUGGGCACGGACAUUCAAUAUUCACUUUUUUCAACCAGACUGGAAACCAGAAUCACUUGCUAUAAAUCAUCCUGAGAAUAAACCUGUGUUCUGAGGAAUAAGCGUGUCAGACCUAAACCCCAAGCACCCACUGUACCAGACACCAGGCCACUGGACUUCCUGAGCCCCAGACAUGAAAGAGGAACAGAACUGGCAGGAAAUGGCUUCACUCCUCAAGAAGUACCAUGUGCAGAUGCCUACGAGAAGUGACUACAAAAUAGCACCGCUGGCUUACAGGAAAAUGCCAGAAUUAAUGCACUCUGAUGCGUGUUCUCCCUUUCAAAGAAGCAGACCUCUUAUUUCAAUGAUGCUGCCAUGGUUACAUUUUGGGUCUCUUUAAGUA